AUGCUUGAUCCAUUUUUUGCGCCGAUACCUAUCCUCGUGGAGGCAGUCACACCCCUCUGCAAGUACCUCUCCCUCGAGAGCCUACCGCUUCAUAUCCACGAGAUCCUCUUCGCAUUCGGCUUUUACCAUAUCAUCUUCGAAUAUCUUGCCCCCUCACUAUCCAGCUUCUUCCUUCCAAAGCAGUAUAAGCAGCUCUUGUAUGAAAGCAGGCUACGAUGGAACAUGCAUUGUGCGUCCAUGGUGCAGUGCUGUAAUAUUACAGCGCUUGCAUUGUGGACUAUUUACUCAGACAAUGAGAGGAGGAACAUGAAUCUCGAGGAGAGGAUGUGGGGUUAUACAGGGGCUGCAGCAUUGGUGCAGGCUCUCGCAACGGGCUACUUUCUCUUCGACCUGGUCGUAAUGGUGCGCUAUCUUGAUGUCUUCGGACUCAGUAUGCUUGCACACGCUUCAAGCUGUUUAGUCACGUACACCCUGGGAUUUCGACCAAUAUUCAACUAUUACGGUUGCGUCUUCAUGCUUUAUGAACUCAGCACAAUUUUUCUGAAUUUUCACUGGUUCUUCGACAAGAUGGGAAUGACAGGAAGCAAACCUCAACUCUACAACGGCAUUACUCUAAUAGUGGUGUUCUUCUGUUGUCGACUGCUAUGGGGUGCGUAUUCGUCUUUCAAUAUCUAUCGAGAUGUGUGGAACGCACUGUAUUUUGAUCGGACUUUGAAAGUCGGAGGCAACGAGGAAAUGAUGCGAUUUGCCGGCGACAGGACUCUGCCGACGUGGCUCGUGGUGAUGUACAUGAGCGGACACGUCAUUUUGCAAGCCCUAAACGUCUUCUGGUUCGGCAAGAUGAUCGCUGCAGUCAAGAAGAGGUUUGUUAAGGCUCCUAAGCAAAAUGGAAUCAAGAAGAACCUAUGA
This is a messenger RNA of Cadophora gregata, 909 nucleotides long. RefSeq lists its product as uncharacterized. Gene Ontology annotation, cellular component: endoplasmic reticulum; membrane. The transcript has 2 exons. Gene Ontology annotation, biological process: lipid homeostasis. The record is from RefSeq and is a predicted model, not a curated record. NCBI's taxonomy places the organism in Eukaryota, Fungi, Ascomycota, Leotiomycetes, Helotiales, Ploettnerulaceae. The coding region runs from base 1 to 909 and encodes 302 amino acids.